AUGCUGAUUUUCUGCCUCCUCAUAGUACACAGCAAUAAUACGCCAUAUCGCACAAUCCGUGUAAUGCCACUUGGAGGCUCAAUCACAUAUGGAGUCGGAUCGUCUGAUAAAAACGGCUACAGACAAUAUUUACAGGAUAUGCUUACCGCUAACGGGCAUCAUGUGACAAUGGUUGGAUCGCGAAGCUCUGGUUCCAUGCGCAACAAUAAUCACGAAGGUUGGCGGGGCUUUAGAAUUGAUCAGAUAGAGAGCAAAGCUAGGAACUCUGUUCCAAAGCUUAUGCCAGACCUUGUUAUGAUCAAUGCAGGCUCCAACGACUGCAUCCAAAACUUCGACAUUGAGCAUAUUGGUAAAAGAAUGGACAAUAUGUUGGAAUUUGUUUGGAGUGCAUCUCCAGACUCAACUAUUAUUCUCUCUACUCUGAUACUGAACCUAGACACUGAGGUUGAGUCGCGCAUAAAAUGGGUCAACAAUCAAUUCCAAGACAUAAUACUUCAAAAGCAAAGUGAAGGCAAGAGAAUUGCCUUUGUCGAUAUGCAUAGUCAAGGUGGACCGAAAAAUAACGAUAUAUUAAGCGAUGGGACCCAUCCAAAUGAUCAGGGAUAUUAUAAAAUGGCCAGAAUUUGGUAUGGGGGGGUUCUGGAUGUUAUGUCGAAAGGAUUUCUUCCAUGA
Molecule: messenger RNA, 672 nt
Organism: Trichoderma virens Gv29-8
Lineage: Eukaryota; Fungi; Ascomycota; Sordariomycetes; Hypocreales; Hypocreaceae
Product: carbohydrate esterase family 3 protein
Exons: 1
Coding region: 1-672 (223 amino acids)
Molecular function (GO): phosphatidylcholine lysophospholipase A1 activity
Source: RefSeq, a predicted model, not a curated record